UUGGAAGAAGAGAGCAAGGAUGUGAAAGCGGAAGAAAUAAAGGAAGACGAAAAGAGUGAAGAGGAGAGUGAGGACGAAGAGGAAGAAGAGGAGGAAUCUGAAGAAGAGGAGGAGGAAGAGGAGGAAGAAGAGGAGGAAGAAUCCGAGGAAGAGGAGGAGGAGGAGUCAGGUGAUGAAGGAGUUUCUGAGGUUAGUGGGUUGGAGAUCUUAAGAGCCAAUUGCCUACUAUAUCCGAAAGAAUCCCAGUGUCUAUCGUUGAGCUCCUUCGAGCAGGUCUUACUGCAAACACUGAUUGACGUUUUCGAAAAUCGCUCUGCACAGAUUCGCUGA
Anisakis simplex (herring worm) is the source of this 330-nucleotide messenger RNA. NCBI's taxonomy places the organism in Eukaryota, Metazoa, Nematoda, Chromadorea, Rhabditida, Anisakidae. The record is from the annotation of a GenBank genome assembly.